CGAGAGGCCUUCGGGAGGCGGACGUGGGAGCCGCGCCGGGUUCGGGAGCAGCCGGGCGAGUACCCAUGACGAAGUUGGCGCAGUGGCUCUGGGCACUGGCGCUCCUGGGCUGCACCUGGGCCGCUCUGGCCACGGGGGCCCUGGGCCUGGAGCUGCCGUCGUCAUGCCGGGAGGUCCUGUGGCCACUGCCGGCCUACCUGCUGGUGUCUGCCGGCUGCUACGCCCUGGGCACCGUGGGCUACCGCGUGGCCACUUUCCACGACUGUGAGGACGCCGCCCGCGAGCUGCAGAGCCAGAUCCAGGAGGCGCGAGCCGACCUCGCCCGCAGGGGGAUGCGCUUCUGACACCCUAACCCCGGUCCCACCCGGCCGCCCUUCCUCCCGUCGCCCAUUAAAGAGAAGCUUAUUUUCUAA
This is a messenger RNA of Hyaena hyaena (striped hyena), 413 nucleotides long. It is a transcript of the gene DPM3, whose product is annotated as dolichyl-phosphate mannosyltransferase subunit 3, regulatory. The transcript has 2 exons. NCBI's taxonomy places the organism in Eukaryota, Metazoa, Chordata, Mammalia, Carnivora, Hyaenidae. Gene Ontology annotation, biological process: GPI anchor biosynthetic process. Gene Ontology annotation, cellular component: dolichol-phosphate-mannose synthase complex; endoplasmic reticulum membrane. Bases 66 to 344 code for a protein of 92 amino acids. The record is from RefSeq and is a predicted model, not a curated record.